Molecule: messenger RNA, 1595 nt
Organism: Pieris napi
Lineage: Eukaryota; Metazoa; Arthropoda; Insecta; Lepidoptera; Pieridae
Product: transmembrane protein 267
Exons: 2
Coding region: 202-810 (202 amino acids)
Source: RefSeq, a predicted model, not a curated record
ACAAUAACAACAACCCUUGUGUGAAACUUUGGACCUGUGGUUUGGACUUUAACAAAAUUAAAGCAAUUUAAAAAUUUAACAAUGGUCUAAUUCAUUAAAUUUUUGUUAAUUAUUAACAAUGCCAAAAUUUUUAAGGCCAUGAAAAAAUACCGCUGUGAUUUCAUAAAAAAAUAUCAUGUCCUGAUACUUAAACGCUAAAACAUGAAAAUUUUAAGUGUUUUACUGUCAGUAUCUAUAGUUUUUACAGCUAUUACAGGAGAUUAUAUUGUAUUUCAUUCAAAAUAUUCAGAAUUCUUCAUCUUUCGUGCUGUAAUCGAUAAUUUUGUGCAUGCCAGUAUUGGCACACUAUCAGCAUUAUUAUUUUUUAUAAAUGUGGAUAGAUCAAGACAGGCUUGGAUAUAUAAUAUCAUUAUAUGCACUAUAGUAUCAUCACUGAUUGAUGUGGACCAUUUUAUUGUUGCAAAAUCUGUGCAUUAUAAGGAUUUAACAAACCUUAAAUAUAGAGGAUUUCUUCACUGCACAUCUUUAUGGUUUAUUUUAACAACUAUUUUAUUAAUUUAUAGCUAUAUUUAUAUGAAAAAUAAUAUAUAUGUUCUAUCAUAUAUGUUAAUAUUAGCAUAUACUAGUCAUCAUAUUAGAGAUGGUAAUCGACGAGGUCUUUGGGUUUAUCCAUUUGGUCAUACUCCACCAAUACAUAAAUAUGUAUAUGUUUUAUUAUUAGGUAUAUUACCUAUAAUUUUUGGAUAUAUUUUUCAAUUAAUGAAGCCAAUUACUAAAAAUACCAUAGUGCAAUAUAGUAUGUUAGUAUAAUAAUAUGUUAUCAGGUACCUACCAGAUAAUUAAAUUUUACGAUGACCAAAAUUUAACAUUAAAAAAAAGAGUGCGUACAAAGUACACAUGUCAGAAGUGAAACUUCUUUGGCAAACUAAUUUUAAGUCUUGUUAAUUUUUAUACAAAUCUAAAACUUUAGAUGCCAGAAUAAAAAAUAAAUUCAUGAUUAAUAACUGCUAUUCUAGUUACCAGUAAUAUUUUAAUUUUGUAAGCAAACCCACACAAACAAACAUCAUAUUUAUGAUAUACAUAAUGCGGGUUUUGCUUGUAUGUGAUAAAUAAGUGAUAUAAUAAUGAGUCAGUGAAUACUUUUGAAAAAUAUACUAGUGAAUACUAUUUAAUACUAUUUUUUAUCUGUAAUACUUCAUAUUGUUCCUUAACAGCAUAUUUGAAUGCAAAAUAUUGGUAAUCCAUAAUCUUGUGAUAUAUAUAAUCAACCUGUAGUUGAAACUAUCACCCUUAUACCAUAAAAUAUCAGCACUUAUUGAACUUUUUAGCUUAAGUAUUUAGCUGUAUCUUCUUGUCACAGCGUAAACACUAUUUGAUAUACCAUAUGUAAAUUGACUGAUUUGGUUUUGUUAAUAUGGGUAAAUCCAUAUCCAUAUCAUUAUUUCAUAACCUAUGUAAAAAAUUAUAUAAUGCCACUUUAAAAAAAAAUACUCGUAUCAUUAAGUAAAAAUAUUAGGGACUGUGAUGUUAAGUGUUAAUUCAAUCAAAGUUAAAUUAAAUGCUAUAUUGAAUAUAAUAAAUAUUUUUGGGUUUAA